AUAAAAUAAAAGUUUGAGAAUCAGGAAGCAUUCGAUUACCCCUUGGCGUGGUUUUUUAUGUGUGCGUUUUUUAGUUAAAAAAAAAGAAUAGGAAUUUCAUAAUUUUCGAGAAAAAAUCCGAUAAAAUGCAAAAUUCUCCAAUGAAGAAAGUGAAUCAAGGUGAAGUGCUCCUUAGGCGCCCUCCCACAUCCACGCCGGAAGAGGAGAAAGCUCUCCGGGAUCAGCUUCAUGUGGAGAUUGAGAAUAAAACAAAGGCGUGCGCCUUCACCAAGCACGAUUGCACGCUCCCGCGAAUUGUGGGCUAUGAGUACUGCCUGAAGCACAUCCUACAGGACCCGCGGGCUCCCUACAAACAGUGUGCCUUUGCGUACCCGAUAACGGGAAAGAGAUGCCUCCAGCCGGCGCCAAAAUAUGAAUCCCGGAAGAAUAUUGCGUUUACAAACUUUUGCUUCGAGCACAGUCGCCUCAAUCAACUGGCCAAGACACAGUCUACCACGGGGAAGCUGAAGCAUCUUGAAACUCAGGAAUCUCUUCUCAAUGAACUCUCACAUUAUGUUAAGGUGGACAAGCCACAGACAUCCUCAGGGCAGGUUGUUGUUGAGGAGGAAACAACAACUCCAUGCCUGGAUCCUAUUUUGGAUAUAAACAGUCAGAGAAUCAAUGAGAGAGGACGGAAGAUUCUGGACUAUGCCUCUGAUAGCUCAACUGAUGACGACAUGCCGACAAUUAGCAACACCUGGAGGGGCUAUGAGAUGGAUAAUUCAGACAAUGAGAGCGUUGAUUCUCAGAAUGAAGAUCUUCUAAAGCACGCUAGCAUCUACACAACCGAGGAAGCCACAAUGAUCACCAAACAGAAGCUAAUGCGUCUUCAGUCGCUCUAUGUGGAUCAAUUUGAACGGCUUCAUCAUGUUUUGCGUGAGAAGCGCCGGAAGUACCUCCAUGCGCUGCGUCGUGAACGUGAGACCUACUGCAGCAUUCACAAUCAAUCCCGGGACACUCCGCGUGAGCGUCGGCUCUACAGGAAGCUCAAAGCACUCAAUCAGUACCACAAACGCCAUGGAGUUGAGGCUGUUUUGCACAGGAAGCGCCUGGAGAAGCGAAACAAGGCCAUUGCUGGUCUUGCCCAGAAGACUCCCUUCCAGAAUCGAUGCACCUUCACUGAAGGCGGUGUUAAGUGCAACGAUCGCACCAUUCCGUGCUGCAAGUUCUGCAAGAAGCACAUCCUCGAGGACAAGAAGCAAGUCCUCUUCCGUGCUUGUGGUGUUGAGAAGAGCGGUGUUGUGUGCCAGGAAUCUGUUCCGGUAAUCUAUGACGAUGCCACCUGUGUCCUUCACAUCGCCAUGCCUCCUGCCCGAAGCUACGUUCUCAAGAAGUACGAAAGUGAAUCCGAAGACGAUGAAACUCCAACCAAAGUCAAAGAGACCGAAGUGAAGGAAGAAAAACCCGAUGAUGACGCCCCACCAACCACUGAGGAUCCCUCCACAAAUGUCACCAUUUGCCAUGAUGACGUUGAGAUCAAGGAGGAAAUCACCGAAGUCCCGGAGGCAGCGCAAGACAUUCAAGAGGCGACAAAUUGAAGGCGCAAAUUCAAUAAAUUUUUAUUUCAUACUUCAAAUUUCGUCGCGACAAAAAAAAAUCAGCGCAAAAAUAAUCGUUUUGUGUACAAUAAAAAAAAAAACAGAUAAAUGGAAAACACGCGGAGAUUCUUCUCUGGGAGAAGAUGUGUGGUGUAUUCCGUCGUCCGAUGGGGGAAGAAUCACCAGAAUGUGAAGCCAGAUCCUUUGCCGCCGGUGAAGAAGUUAUUCUUUGGCUUCUGCACUUGCACGGGUUGUCCCUGCAUAGCGGCCAGCUGGGCAGCUGAUGGAGCAUACCCCGGCGGUGGGGGUGGCACACUAAAUGAGCUACCCCCUUGCCCAGAGAAUCGAGCGCCAGGAUCAAAGAGAGCAACCUUUUAGGAGAGAAAAAUAAUUCCCAUAAAAUAGGAAGUUGAUAAAAAAUUUUAAAUUGCCACACAGGGUUAUUCACGAAAACUUCCCUAGAAUUGUGGAAUUUUACUAAUAAUACUUGAAAUAAAAAAAAUUAAUAAA
This is a messenger RNA of Lutzomyia longipalpis, 2087 nucleotides long. It is a transcript of the gene dgt1, whose product is annotated as KAT8 regulatory NSL complex subunit 2. The record is from RefSeq and is a predicted model, not a curated record. Gene Ontology annotation, cellular component: NSL complex. The transcript is spliced from 4 exons. Bases 126 to 1577 code for a protein of 483 amino acids. Lineage: Eukaryota; Metazoa; Arthropoda; Insecta; Diptera; Psychodidae.